Molecule: messenger RNA, 5914 nt
Organism: Helicoverpa armigera (cotton bollworm)
Lineage: Eukaryota; Metazoa; Arthropoda; Insecta; Lepidoptera; Noctuidae
Exons: 2
Coding region: 974-5677 (1567 amino acids)
Biological process (GO): DNA integration
Molecular function (GO): nucleic acid binding; zinc ion binding
Source: RefSeq, a predicted model, not a curated record
GGAUGAGGUUCUAAGUCUGUUCACGCACACAAGGCGUGAUUCAUAGCUGGCGCACCAGGGCCCGACAGAGGGCGUCGCGUCACCGAGGCGGGGGGGACGGCUGCCAGCAGCAGCGGCCCGCACCGCGCCGCCGCACUCCAUCACCGGACACAGCCGACGACGCGCGCGCAUACUUUAUCUUAGUUUUCCAACAUAUUGUACUGUCCAGUGAACCAUUAUAUGUAUUAAGUGUUACAGUCCACUUUUCAUUUAAGUACCUUUAGUUAGGUCCCCUACAUUUUGGUCACUUCGGCCUUCUACAAUUUAAAUCCGCGUAACGUAUUUCUACGAACAAAGAAAUCGUUCGCGCGGUGACAGUACGAGGCGACGUUGGUGGACUUUGAUACGAGCGACGAGUCUUCAAAAGCGCCGUGUCACUACAAGCGGCAUUCGAGAGAAGAGAAGCUUGGAGUUGGAGUCGUCUAAAUACGUAGAACGAGGAGAGGACGUCUACAAGUUCCCGAAGUCUUCACGUCGACGGUGGUCAAGUCUCGACUUAGUUGGUCGAACACGCCGGGUCAUCUACGUGCUUCGUGGGAAUCAACACAGUUCGCCUUGUGGAUAAAGAUAAGCAUAUUUGUGUAUCGUUCCAAAUUCCUUUCUUUAUAAUUUCCGUUAAAAAUUCAAAUUCAAAAAUUUCCGUUGCAACCGUUUUCAGUUCAGUUUCAAAUUUGAGCAAACAAGUGAUUAUUUAAAAGUCUAUUGGCAUUAACGUGCAUUCAUUCAGUGCUGUAUGGAAUACAUUUCUUAUCGGUUUACCGUUGAAGUUUUUUGCUAAUGAGCUAACGGUCACGAGUCACGCGCCUAUUCAUAUUGAAACAUCUGGUUGCUACAUUAGUCAUCACUUGUGCAUUUGCUUAUCGCCUUAUCUGUUAUUCUAUCGCAUUAUUUCAUAACAUCUUUUGUACUUUUUAUUUCAAACCACCUUCUUAUAAUGGCUAAUGAAGAUUUGUUAAUAAGAAAACGCAGUGCUAUUAAAGCUAAGCUUACGAAUUUUUGCAAUCAUGUUAAUGUGCUUAUGAGUUGCGAUUCAUUAUCCAGUUUGCAGCGUAUUGAGCUAGAGGGUCGCCUUCGUAAAUUUGAUGCUUUAUACGAUGACUUUGAUAAUUUGCAGUUGGAGAUCGAGGUGCUCUCGGAUAAGCCAGACGAGGCGUACGGGGAACGUGCCAAGUUUGAGGAGCGGUACCACGCGGUGGCAGCUCAGGCGCGCAGCCUGCUUAUCAGCGCUGAUGCCGGCGUUGACGGCGGGUCUGUAGCGGGCUCAGCGGAUAAAAACACAGGUGCAUCGUUCCGUCAUAAUUUUGUACGCUUACCUAAAAUUAAUUUGCCUACUUUCGAUGGUAGUUAUCAAUGUUGGCUCGAGUAUAGAGAUACAUAUCUGUCACUUAUUCACAGUAGUAGUGCUAUCGAUGAUAUUAGCAAAUUUCAUUAUUUGCGCGCUUCGCUUACGGGAGAUGCUCAGCAAGUGAUAAAAAAUAUAGAUUUUAAGAGCGAGCAUUAUCAAUUAGCGUGGAAUCUAUUAUGUGAGCGAUAUGAUAAUAGCAGGCUUCUAGUUAAAAACCAUGUGCAAACUUUGUUUAAUACUCCGGCAAUUCUUAAAGAAUCUUGUGUAGCCUUACGUCAAUUUGUUGAUAAUAUCAAUAAGCAAAUUAGAGCUUUAAAAUCACUGAACGAGCCCACUGACCAGUGGAGUACACUGGUGGUGAUUAUGAUGAGUAGCAGACUGGAUAAGGUCACUAACAGAGACUGGGAAGAGUAUAGCAAUACCUUACCCAAAUUUCCAACAUUGUCAGAAUUUUGUUCGUUUGUUAGUAAAAGGGCUGAUUUAUUAGAGACAGUAGAACAUAGCAAAUCAACAAAUAAGGAAGAUAGUAGUACAAACAGUUACACAGUAAAUACUAAUAAUUCUAAAAAAAACUAUAAUAUAACAAAACCUAAACCUAAUACUAAUAAGGAAUUUAAUAAUUGUCCGUUGUGCAAAAAUAAUCAUUUCAUGUUUGUGUGUGAUGAUUUUCGUAAGUUGUCAGUAGAAAACCGUUUAGCAAAGGUGAAGGAGCUUAAUGUGUGCUUUAAUUGUUUACGUCCAGGGCAUUCAAGUAAACGUUGCAAAUUGUCACACUGUAAAUAUUGUAAUCGUAAGCAUAACACGCUUUUACACGUAGAGCAGUCUAAUUCAACUGUACAAGACCCAAUGCCUAGUAGUGUAGCUCUGCCUAGUUUACUGACUGAUGACGUUUCUGGUGGUGCACAGUUACAAAACGGCACAUCUGAAAGCGUUGUUAUGUCAAGCGACACUGCAGCUACUACUCGUUCUGUUUUGCUUUCCACAGCUCUGGUGACAGUGGUCAGCACCCGAGGUGAGAAGUUCGACGCCAGGAUCCUGCUGGAUAACGGUAGCACAGCUAAUUUUAUCACUGAAACACUGUGUCACAAGCUGGGAUUGCCUAGACGUAACGUUAACUCCACGAUAUCAGGUGAGUCGUACGAGAUGGCUAAGCGGCGAUUUCUAUCACUGGAGCGUCGUUUUCUUCGUGAUCCAAGUUUCAAGGAGCGUUAUGUUGCCUUCAUGGAGGAGUAUGAGCGUCUUGGACACAUGACAGAAAAUACAACGUCUAGGAAGCCACAUUCAGGUGACGGUAUUGAAUAUUUUUUGCCUCAUCAUGGGGUCAUCAGAGAAUCCAGCUCGACCACGAAACUACGGGCAGUCUUUGAUGCUUCAGCGGCAACCACGUCUGGUGUGUCGUUCAAUCAAAUCCAGAUGGUUGGCCCGACUAUCCAAGAAGAUCUUCUGUCAAUUCUACUAAGAUUUAGGCAAUAUAAGUACGUUAUAUCAGGAGAUAUAGCUAGAAUGUAUCGUGCUGUUGCUGUAACACCGUCGCAACGUCCAUUGCAACAAAUCAUCUUCAGGACUGAUCCUAAGUUACCGUUAAAGACUUAUUGUCUAAAUACUGUUACCUAUGGCACAGCUUCUGCUCCGUACUUAGCAACAAAGUGUUUAGUGAGUUUGGCUAAUGUUGCUACAAGUCCUACCGUCAAGUCUUCAAUUGAGCGUGAUUUUUACAUCGAUGACUAUCUUUCAGGCGGUAAUUCAGUUUCAGGCGUAGUAGAAAUGGUCAAGGAAGUUAUUUCUGUGUUAGCGUCAGCGAAUUUUCACAUACGAAAAUGGCAAUCCAAUAGUUCCUCAAUUUUAGACCAGGUUUGCGAUAGCUCAACAGUUGUGGAUUGUCUAAGACUGUCUGAAGAUAAGAACGCGUCAUCAAAAACAUUAGGUUUACGCUGGAUGUGUGAGGCAGAUUAUUUGGCAUUUUCUAUUUCUAUUGAUGAUAAGAAACAAGUUUCUAAACGCCAAAUUUUGUCAGUCAUCAGUCAAAUAUUUGACCCAUUAGGCUUGGUUGGUCCAUGUGUAGUCGAGGCUAAGAUUGUCAUGCAGAAGCUGUGGUUGGAUAAGUGUGACUGGGAUGAGCAGGUGCCAGAGUCUAUAUACCAUUUUUGGAGUAAUUUUGUUAACACUCUUCCAUGUUUAAACAAUCUACGCAUUCCAAGAUGGGUUGUGUGUGACAAUGCUAUAUUGCAUGAAAUUCAUGUUUUUACAGAUGCCUCUGAGAGAGCCUUUGGUUGUUGCGUAUAUCUUCGGUCGGUGAAUAUGGAAGGUGCAGUCAAGGUACAACUUCUUGCAUCGAAGAAUCGCGUAGCACCAAUAAAGCCUACUACCAUUCCACGUCUCGAGCUUUGUGGGGCGUUGCUAGGCGCUAGACUGUGUGCUAAGGUACAAAGUUCAAUUACUUUACCUAUUACUAGAUGCCAAUUUUGGUGCGAUUCAACAAUAGUGUUGAGUUGGCUAGCUAUGUCACCGAACGUAUUGAAACCUUUCGUACGCAAUCGCGUUAACGAGAUACAGGAGAGUACUGCAGGUCAUACGUGGAGUUACGUGCCGUCUAGAGUCAAUCCGGCAGAUCUUGUUUCUCGUGGGCUGAAGGCUGACCUUAUCAGCGAGUGUUCUUUAUGGUGGUCAGGUCCAGAGUUCUUGUUAAAUGAUGAAACACACUGGCCAGCUAUGCCCAACAAAACUAUGAAACAGGAUCUACCAGAAGUAAUUACAUCUAACUUCACAGAUCACUCGUUUCUUACAGACACACAAAAACACGCACAACACACAAACACAAAUACAUCAAUAAUUCAUACAUUAUUACAUAAAUAUUCUAACAUAAAUCGUCUACAAAGAGUGGUGGCCUACAUAUUAAGAUUUUAUAAUAAUGUAAAGAACAAAAUCAAGGAUAAAAAUCCAUUAUCAAUUAAAGAACUUCAAGAUUCUUUAAAUUUCAUUUUAAGACAAGCUCAAAUGGAGAUGUUUUCCAAAGAAUAUGACAUUCUUAAAGCUGGUAAGACUUUGCCUCGCAAAAAUAGAUUGAUUUGUUUGAGUCCUUUUGUUGACGAAGAUGGUCUUAUCCGUGUAGGCGGGAGACUUGAUAAUUCGCCUUAUGACUAUAAUAUCAAGCAUCCAAUUUUACUAUGUUGCAAACAUCAUAUCACUAAAUUAAUUUUCCACAAAUAUCAUUACGAUUUAUUACACGCUGGCCCUCAAUUGUUGAUCGCAAGUAUACGGCAAAUGUAUUGGCCACUUGGAGGCAGAAAUCUGUCUAAGUCAGUUGUAAAACACUGCAUUAAAUGUUUUAAGUUCAAGUGUCAAAAUGUUCAACCUGUAAUGGGACAAUUGCCUGUUAAUAGAACUCAAUUGGAAUUCCCAUUUUUAAAUUCCAGUGUCGACUAUGCUGGGCCAAUAUUGAUAGCAGAUCGAAAGGGGCGAGGGUGUAAACUUGUAAAGGCGUACCUAUGCAUCUUUGUUUGUCUUGCAGUGAAAGCUGUCCAUAUCGAGCUCGUUACAGACCUUACUAAGGAGGGCUAUAUGGCUGCUUUAAACCGUUUUGUUGCUCGUCGUGGCAAACCCAAGAGCAUCUUGUCUGACAAUGGCACCAAUUUUGUAGGCACUUGUAAUGAGUUGCAACAAUUAUUAAAACAAUCAAAUAUAUCGUAUGAAGUUGCACAAAGGGGUAUUGAAUUUACUUUUGCCCCUCCAUAUUCUCCACAUUUCAACGGCAUUGCUGAAGCUGCCGUUCGCUCAACUAAACACCACCUGAAAAGACUAUUACAGUUAACACACUUCACAUAUGAAGAAAUGGUCACUUGUUUAACUCAAAUAGAAGCUGUUCUUAAUUCACGUCCUCUCACCCCUCUUUCCUCUGAUCCGUUAGAUUUUACUGUCCUUACUCCUUCACAUUUUUUGAUUGGACGAUCACUAAUGGCUGUUCCGCAUCCACAGGUGUCUGAUGUAAACAUCGGCCGCUUGGAGCGCUAUCACAGAGUGGAGCAUAUUAAGCAGCAUUUCUGGAAACGAUUCCAUUUAGAAUAUAUCUCUCUGCUGCAGCAAAAAACUAAGUGGACGUCAUCUACAGGACAACUGGCAGAGGGAACGUUAGUUCUCAUCAAGGAGAGAGGACAACCGCCAAUGUUGUGGCCACUGGGACGUGUCACGAAGGUGUUCCCGGGGAGCGACGGGAUAACGCGUGUGGCUGAGUUGAAGACGCGUAAGGGAACAAUUCUACGUUCCUUUAAUAAUAUUUGUCCACUUCCACUAGAUUGAAUGCUUCAACCCGGGGAGGAUGUUCACGCACACAAGGCGUGAUUCAUAGCUGGCGCACCAGGGCCCGACAGAGGGCGUCGCGUCACCGAGGCGGGGGGGACGGCUGCCAGCAGCAGCGGCCCGCACCGCGCCGCCGCACUCCAUCACCGGACACAGCCGACGACGCGCGCGCAUACUUUAUCUUAGUUUUCCAACAUAUUGUACUGUCCAGUGAACCAUUAUAUGUAUUAAGUGUUA